This is a messenger RNA of Peronospora matthiolae, 2724 nucleotides long. NCBI's taxonomy places the organism in Eukaryota, Oomycota, Peronosporomycetes, Peronosporales, Peronosporaceae. The record is from the annotation of a GenBank genome assembly.
AUGCUCACGCCGCUCGACUGUCAGUGCGGCGACGCUCACGAAGCCGAGCCAGAGCCCAGCGACAUAGACGAGCGAAAGGAGCAGCCAGCUCUGUCUCUGGCAUAUCAAAUAUGGCAGCCCUGGCGUCUUCUUGUCCUGAAUCCCGUGCCAGUGCUUCUGGCUUUCGUUGCUGUCAAUGCCAUCUUCGUGACACUCGGAGCACUGUUACGCUUUUUGGCUCAUUUGCUGACGCUUCCUGGUCUUCUACUGGUACUAGUACUGGGACUGGUACUGGCUAUCCGUCGAGUAGCCUCACUGUUGACUUACCCUGGCCAAAUCAAGUUGGUGAUUCGAGAAGGUGAAGCCAGCUUUGCUCGGCUGACCAAACACCGGCUUCAGGUUUUCGCUGAGGCAGCUCUGGAGCUAGUGACGGUGCUGGACCCUAUUGCCAGCAAUAGACCAACGAGACUGCGCUUUCUACAGGCCCACCAGAAUUUUACUUUUGCUCUGGAGACGAUGGCGCUGCCGAUCAUGGAGUCACUAGAGAUCCUGGAACGCGACGGACGGUUGGGUAUCAAUGGGGAGAAGUUGCUGAGUGCAUUGCAACAGAUUGUAAUGCUGAACUCGCAGCGGCUGUCCGAGCCCUGUUCAAAGUUGUGCUCAGCUUCGGAAAAGACGUUUGAGCUGCAAAGGUGUGAGCUGUUCAAUGAAAGAGAGGCAGCUGAGCCAGUGUCGAUGCAGACUACGGAUGAGCAGCCAAGCAAGUUGUUAAAAGAGGUCUCAAGUACUAUGCUGGAGAAGUCGACGAUAAUCGACACGGUGUCUCCGGUAGUAGAUGCAGGUGUAGAGCCCAUGUCCGAAGACGCUGUCAAUCCACUGGUCACAUUUGCAAUGGCAGUGCGACAUCUACAGAAUGCUAUACUGCUGAUCGGGAGAUCCAAGACGGAUGCGCCGGUUGCCAGGAAUUUGACUUGGAUUGCUAGGGAGCUGUGCCAUCGAUCGGCACCAGAGGUCGACAGUAUUGCUACGCUCGAUAUGCUUCGCGCUGAUUUGAUCGUGCGCUUUAAAGCCGAGCAGAUCUGGAUCCCAGGUUACCAGGGUCACCAAGUAGAUGCAAUGUUAAUGCCGCCCGCAUCAAGUGGCCGUGAUGCUGUCGAUCGCCCUGUUAUCAUGUUGUGCAACCCGAACGGCGGGUUGUACGAGUUUCAUCACCUACAAAUGGACUGGAUCAAGUUCUACACUAGGCGUCUAGACUGCCAUGUUCGCGUGUACAACUAUCGCGGGUACGGGCGCUGCAAGGGUUCGCCAUCUCCUGCGAUGCAUAAUCUGGAUGGACUGGCGAUUGUAAAUUAUCUGAAGAACGAGUGUGGAUUUGUACAAAUAGCAGUCCAUGGCGAGUCGAUUGGUGGCCUUGUCGCUACAUACGUGGCUUGCACAUCACCUCACGUGAACGUGCUCAUCGCAGACCGUACCUUUGCCACCGUGCCGGCCCUUGCUCAGCGUAUGAUCGCGAGGUGGGCCGGAACUGUGGUCGAUUGGGUCAUGCGUUGGGACACGGAUAACGUGCAAAAGUACUUGGACGCGCCCUGCGCGAAAAUACUGUGUUCUGAUCCGUCUGACGAGAUUAUACUGGAUGGAGCCUCGCUCAAGUCUGGCGUUGCACUAAGUAUUGAAUUAAGCGACAAGACGUUUGACCUGCCCCGCCAAUCUGUAGCUGACGGCUCUCCUGCCUCGACGGUAUCACCUGUGAAGGCCGUGUGCAAAAGUGGUAUCGGCUUUGGUCCCUGUAGUCCAAGCGUUGUCAGCGAAACUGCGAGCCGUCCAGUGGUAGGACAACCGUUGACAGAAAGCAUGGUGCUUCGCUUUAGCGAAGCCGUCUUAUCUGUUGGCAGACGUGCGCUCGAACACGAAACUGGUCGCGAUAACGAACAACGUCGUGGACACGAAAGUGGUGCGCUUGAAGAGACAGAACCGUGUGGCGAUACAUCUGCUGCUGCUGCGACUGGCUCGAGUGACGUAGCGAUUUCUGUGGAUGAUGCUGUUGCUGCAAUAGUCGAAGAGAUUGCCGCGGUCCCUGAGACGCAGCCGAUACUUCGUGCGGACCUCGUUGAAGCGUCUGCCCCAGUUGCGUCAACUGUUCAAUUUCCACGCGAGCUUUUGGCUGUUGUUUGGAUGCAACUCGCUCGUUUGGAUGGUUGCUGUGGUCAAGUACUUCUUCAAGCUGCAGAAAACGGUGGACACGACAAAAUCCGCGCGUGGACUGCGUCACUCUUGACAUGGGGUGGUAAUUUGGCUCCUGAGCGCCGAAGAGAGCGUUCAUUGGAGCCUUUUGAACGAGGUGGUAUUCUCAUCGUGCCAAUCACGAUUGCUGAGGUACACGCUGUGCUGCAACAUCUUGCUGAGCAGCACACGUCUCUUAAGUAUGACUACGAUAUCAACUUCGUGAUGUUGAUGGUUGAGUACCUUGAUGACGCAUUACAGCUAAGAUGGCGUCAUUUAGAUAGCUCCACAACUGAGAAACGCGAUAUAGCAAGUGAAUCAGUGCAAAUUGACAAGAAAACUGAUACGAGAGCUGCAGCAGAGCAGAGGAAGACGGUCAUACCGCUAUUUAUUAACACGGAGGAUGCCAGGCUGGGCUGUCUUCUACCUCUGCGUUGCGGCCACAACAAGAACUAUGGAGACACAGAAAAGCAGGCACUGAUUGGCUUCUUGCGGCACGUAGGAUUCAUUGGAUCUGUCAAAUAG